UUCAAGAUUUCGAUUCGUGUGUGCUAAGUUUGCCAUCUGGCAGUUUGAAUUGUUUCGUAUCUUCUCUUAAAAUUUUGCGUUGUUUUUCCUCUUGAUUAGCACUCGUUGACACUUUACGACUUUACUAUGCCGUCAUGAUGUGGUGUGCUUAGCAGUAACAGUAUGUCUAUUAAAAUAAAUCUUGAGUGGACUUAAUGUCUUGCAUGAGUAAAACAUAUCGUCGAAGACUUAUUGCCAUGAGGAUGUCUUACAGUGGAGUGGAAUGGAUUCGAUCCGGGUUCUCUACGUUGAUUCUGUUAACAUUUGUGUUAGUGGUGGUACACUUUUUACCCAAACCGAGUUGGAUUUGCGCUGUAAAUAUGGAACGUGACGGAUACCCGAAAGUGAUGGGUGAUGCUGUUCGGUUUAGGAAUGUGUCGUCUGUGAAUUAUAUCGACCCGGAGUUAGCCAGAGUUGGUGCUAUGUUUCAAAUUUACACCAAAGAAAACGAAAAUCGAGUUCAUUCAGCUUUAUCAGACAAUUCGGGAAAUUCCGGUGUUCAUGUUUUUAAACUAUUAAAUUUUAAUUUUUCUAAUUUUGGUCGGACUUGGUUAAACACGCCGCAUCGAAAAAUCUGGACAACUUCAGGCAAGUCUAAAUACAACGGGCGAUUUAGUCUUGAGAAACUGAGGAGCAAGCAAAAGUUGCCAGAUUGUGUUAGGAUGAAGGUUUCCCCAGACGCCACACCGACCAAAAUAUGUGUUCACUACCCAAAGGACGAUAACUUCAUCUCUAAUAGGUUACGGGACUUUGGCGAAUGGGAAUAUGAUUUUGUCUUCCAGUUGGCUGAUUUUUUUACUGUAAAUCCAAACGCCCAGCUAGUAGACCUAGGAUGCAACGUUGGCGUCUUUACCUUAUUCGCAGCAAGCCUGAACAAACCGGCUUUAGCCGUCGACAUCCUACCGUCCAAUCUGGCCCUCAUUCAGUUGUCCAUAGCAACCAACGACGAGUACCUGGCCAAAAAGAACGACGAAAUCAACGAGUUUUUAAAAUCGGCCAUCGGGGCGCAUCGGUUUGAGAACCGUUCCAUGUUUUCUGAGCUGGUCACAACCCUUCACAACGCCAUCCACAGCAGACGACAGAAGAUGUACGUUUAUUUAAAAGAUGGAGACGGAAAUUUAGGCGGAACGGAAGUCAAAGAAUUGAACAUUGUUUCGAACAACGCGUCUUUGGCAGAUGAGAAUAAACGUUUUGCAAUCGACGGUUCUCAAAUUGUAGUGGAUGCCGUGUGUCUGGAUGAUUUGAUACCAUACGUCCGGGCGAAUAUGAGUGUUUUUCUAAAAAUGGAUAUCGAGGGAUCCGAACCGGAAGCUUUAGAUUGUGCGUCUAAUUUCUUUAUGUAUGUUGAUGUGAAAGUGAUCCUCAUGGAGAUAUUGUUUCAUCGGUAUUCGGAGAAAGGAAGAACAAUGGCGCAGUUUCUCAUCAGGCAGAACAUGAUGCCGUCUGCUGACAUGAGCGGGAGGGAGGCGUUGAACCCGGAUGUUGAUGCCAUGCAUCUUUGGCCAGAAAAUAUGUUUUGGGUGAAAUUUCGUUAAACGAUCAUAAGAAACAAAGGCAACUUCAUGGACAAGAUAUUAAAAAAAAAACUCGGAAGACGGUGAUCCUCACCUGAUGAUUCUCUGAUGAUUACCAUGUCUUCAACGAUUCCAGAACUAGCCUGGUACUUCUUUAGCAAAUGGAAGGAGAGGAAGAAUUCCUCUAACUCAACAAAGAGACAUGUUUAACACUUAUUUUUAAACAUAUGCGGAAGUCGAAUUUCGAAGGUAGUUUUGUUACUCGAUUGACCAAA
Physella acuta is the source of this 1828-nucleotide messenger RNA. RefSeq lists its product as uncharacterized. NCBI's taxonomy places the organism in Eukaryota, Metazoa, Mollusca, Gastropoda, Physidae. The record is from RefSeq and is a predicted model, not a curated record.